UGCACUUGCAAAUAAUAUUUUGCUAUUGAUUGCAAUGAGAAUUCUUCAAGCCUGCGGUGCAUCUUGUGCAAUCUGUGUUGGAGUUGGAGUGUUAAAUGAUAUUUUCAAUCCAAAUGAAAGAAAUUUUGCAUUUGGAAUAUAUUUCGCUGGAUAUUGUGUUGGCGAUUUAUUAGGUCCUGUGAUAGGAGGAUAUUUAGAUCAAUAUUUAGGUUGGAGAUGGAUAUAUUGGUUUCUCACUAUCUACGUUAGUCUCCUUCUUCUCCUUAUACUUAUAUUCGUUCCAGAAACUUAUUACCUAAGACCUUCAUCAUCAUCUGAACUUCCAUUAUCUCGUUCCCUUUUAUCACGUUCACAAAAUAAAUUAAAUCUUUUUAAACCUCUUG
This is a messenger RNA of Dentiscutata erythropus, 383 nucleotides long. Lineage: Eukaryota; Fungi; Glomeromycota; Glomeromycetes; Diversisporales; Gigasporaceae. The record is from the annotation of a GenBank genome assembly.